UCCCUGGCCGCAGUGCCCAACUGCCAGCAGUGCCCAUGGUGGCUUGGACGGGAGGAACCACCGCGGAGCCGGGGACAGGGGGAGCAGGGCAGUGCUCUGCUGGGUGAGGGGCACCCAGCUCCAGAGGCUAGGUGGGCGUCGCUGGUGGGUGGACUCCUGGGCGCUGCGCGGAGCCGCGCCAGCUGGGUUAGCGCGGGCGGGGCGCUUAGUCCCACCCCCAGAGGAGGCGGAAGAGGAGCCCGAGCCUGGCCGCGGGCUGGGCCCCGCCGCAGCCCCAGCUGGCCGGCUUGGUCCUGCGGUCCCUUCUCUGGGAGGCCCGACCCCGGCCGCGCCCAGCCCCCACCAUGCCACCCGCGGGGCUCCGCCGGGCCGCGCCGCUCACCGCAAUCGCUCUGUUGGUGCUGGGGGCUCCCCUGGCGCUGGCCGGCGAGGACUGCCUGUGGUACCUGGACCGGAAUGGCUCCUGGCAUCCGGGGUUUAACUGCGAGUUCUUCACCUUCUGCUGCGGGACCUGCUACCAUCGGUACUGCUGCAGGGACCUGACCUUGCUCAUCACCGAGAGGCAGCAGAAGCACUGCCUGGCCUUCAGUCCCAAGACCAUAGCAGGCAUCGCCUCAGCUGUGAUCCUCUUUGUUGCUGUGGUUGCCACCACCAUCUGCUGCUUCCUCUGUUCCUGUUGCUACCUGUACCGCCGGCGCCAGCGGCUCCAGAGCCCAUUUGAAGGCCAGGAGAUUCCAAUGACAGGCAUCCCAGUGCAGCCAGUAUACCCAUACCCCCAGGACCCCAAAGCUGGCCCUGCACCCCCACAGCCUGGCUUCAUGUACCCACCUACUGGUCCUGCUCCCCAAUAUCCACUCUACCCAGCUGGGCCCCCAGUCUACAACCCUGCAGCUCCUCCUCCCUAUAUGCCACCACAGCCCUCUUACCCGGGAGCCUGAGGAACCAGCCAUGUCUCUGCUGCCCCUUCAGCGAUGCCAACCUUGGGAGAUGCCCUCAUCCUGUACCUGCAUCUGGUCCUGGGGGUGGCAGGAGUCCUCCAGCCACCAGGCCCCAGACCAAGCCAAGCCCUGGGCCCUACUGGGGACAGAGCCCCAGGGAAAUGGAACAGGAGCUGAACUAGAACUAUGAGGGGUUGGGGGAGGACUUGGAAUUAUGGGCUAUUUUUACUGGGGCAAGGGAGGGAGAUGACUGCCUGGGUCACAGUGCCUGUUUUCAAAUAGUCCCUCUGCUCCCAAGAUCCCAGCCAGGAAGGCUGGGGCCCUACUGUUUGUCCCCUCUGGGCUGGGGUGGGGGGAGGAAGGAGGUUCCAUCAGCAGCUGGCAGUAGCCCUCCUCUCUGGCUGCCCCACUGGCCAGAUCUCUGGCCUGCUGGAUUAAAGCUGUAAAGACAUAACUCA
This is a messenger RNA of Pongo pygmaeus (Bornean orangutan), 1396 nucleotides long. RefSeq names its product shisa family member 4 (gene SHISA4). The record is from RefSeq and is a predicted model, not a curated record. The transcript is spliced from 5 exons. NCBI's taxonomy places the organism in Eukaryota, Metazoa, Chordata, Mammalia, Primates, Hominidae. Bases 345 to 938 code for a protein of 197 amino acids.